This is a messenger RNA of Tilletiopsis washingtonensis, 2908 nucleotides long. RefSeq names its product glycogen synthase. Gene Ontology annotation, cellular component: cytoplasm. Gene Ontology annotation, biological process: glycogen biosynthetic process. Gene Ontology annotation, molecular function: alpha-1,4-glucan glucosyltransferase (UDP-glucose donor) activity. The transcript is spliced from 8 exons. The record is from RefSeq and is a predicted model, not a curated record. Bases 265 to 2571 code for a protein of 768 amino acids. Lineage: Eukaryota; Fungi; Basidiomycota; Exobasidiomycetes; Entylomatales.
CCUGCUGCCUCGGCGAGUCUUCCCCACACGCCUCUUCGCCCUGCCUCUCCACACCCACUCCAUCCCCGGCCGUGCGCUCGCUGCUUCCUCCAGCGCCACCACCUCCUGCACCUACGCUGCAUCCGCUCUGCGCACACACACACACACACACACACAUCCGUCGUCCCGCCUCUUCUUCGCACGCGAGCUGCCCCAUCCACACCUCCACUCCUGCGCUCGCGCCGGCUUUCUCAGCGUCGCGCUCCCUUGACGCACAGCCCAGCCAUGUCCGACGUCGCAGAGAAGCGCGAUGUGCGCAACCCGCUGCUCUUCGAGGUCGCCUGGGAGGUCGCCAACAAGGUCGGCGGCAUCUACACGGUCAUCAAGACCAAGGCUCCCGUGACCGCACAAGAGUAUGGCGAUCGCUACACGCUCAUCGGUCCGCUGUCCUACAAGACGGCGCCGAUGGAAGUCGAGUCUGUCGAGCCCGAGGAUCCGGCGCUGCGCUCGACGCUGAACAGCAUGCGCGAGCGCGGCGUCAAGUUCCUCUACGGGCGCUGGCUCAUCGAGCGCGCGCCGCGCGUGCUGCUCUUCGACACGGGCAGCAUGUAUCAUCGCCUCGAUGAGUGGAAGGGCGACCUCUGGAACGCGGCCGGCAUCCCGACGCCGCAGAACGACCACGAGACCAACGAGACGCUCGUCUUUGGCUACCUCGUCGCCUGGUUCCUUGGCGAGUUCGCGAUUCAAGAGCGCAAGAAGGCCAUCAUUGCCCACUUCCACGAGUGGCAAGCCGGUCUGGCCAUCCCGCUCUGCCGCAAGCGCCGCAUCGACGUGACGACGAUCUUCACGACGCACGCCACGCUGCUGGGCCGCUACCUGUGUGCCGGCUCGGUGGACUUCUACAACAACCUGCAGUACUUUGAUGUCGACCACGAGGCGGGCAAGCGCGGCAUCUACCACCGUUACUGCAUUGAGCGCAGCGCCGCGCACUGCGCAGAUGUCUUCACGACCGUCAGCCACAUUACGGCGUACGAGAGCGAGCACUUGCUCAAGCGCAAGCCCGACGGCGUGCUGCCCAACGGCCUCAACGUCGUCAAGUUCAGCGCCAUGCACGAGUUCCAGAACCUGCACGCCGUCAGCAAGAACAAGAUCAACGAGUUCAUCAAGGGCCACUUCUACGGGCACUACGACUUUGACCUCGACAACACGCUGUACUUCUUCACUGCGGGUCGCUACGAGUACCGCAACAAGGGUGUCGACAUGUUCAUCGAGUCGCUUGCGCGGCUGAACCACCGGCUGCAGAAGAUGGGCAGCAAGAUGACCGUCGUGGCCUUCAUCAUCAUGCCCGCGGCCACGAAUAGCUACACAAUCGAGGCGCUCAAGGGCCAGGCUGUGACGAAGCAGCUGCGCGAGACGGUCAACGACAUUCAGAAGCGCAUCGGAGAGCGCCUGUUUGAGCGUACCGCGCGCUACCAGGGCGAGGGCAACCAGGAGAUCAUCGAUCCCGCCACGCUGCUCUCCGAGCAGGACCGCAUCCUGCUGAAGCGGCGCGUCUUUGCUCUGAAGCGCAACAGUCUGCCGCCCGUCACGACGCACAACAUGGCCGACGACGCAAACGACCCGAUCCUGAACCAGAUCCGCCGCGUGCAGCUCUUCAACCGCCCCUCGGACCGCGUCAAGAUCAUCUUCCACCCCGAGUUUCUCAAUGCAAACAACCCCAUUCUCGGCCUCGACUACGAGGAGUUCGUCCGCGGCUGCCACAUGGGCGUCUUUCCUUCGUACUACGAGCCGUGGGGCUACACGCCGGCAGAGUGCACCGUCAUGGGCAUUCCGAGCAUCACGACGAACCUGUCGGGCUUCGGCUGCUUCAUGGAGGACACGAUUGAGAACAGCGAGGACUACGGCAUCUACAUUGUCGACCGGCGCAUGAAGAGCGUCGAGGACAGCGUCAACCAGCUGACGGACCAGAUGGUCGACUACUGCAUGAAGACGAGACGGCAGCGCAUCAACCAGCGCAACCGCACGGAGCGCCUGUCCGACUUGCUCGACUGGAAGAAGCUCGGCCUCGAGUAUGCAAAGGCGCGUCAGCUGGCGCUGCGUCGUGCCUACCCGGACUCGUUCAACGAGGAGGAUGACAUGGACUACUUUGACCCGGGCAACGACAAGGUGCCGCCGCCGCUCUCCAUGCCCGCCUCGCCGCGCUUCCGUGGCGCGACGACGCCGGGCGACUACGCCACGCUGAGCGAGGUGAGUGCAUCAGGCCCAGCUGGCGGCCGCGGCAGUGGGCAGCUGUUGUCUGGGAGAUGCGCUGAGCCUCCUUGCUUGGUGCUGCAGGACAUGCAGGCGCUCUCGACGAGCGACUACAAGGGCAGUGCCUUCUGGAAGGCGCUCAACCAGACGGAGGACGACGAGGACGAGGCGUUCCGCUUCCCCCUCGUCAUGAAGAGCCGCAACCGCGGCGCCAGCGUGGGCUCGACGAGCGGAGUCUCGACGCCCGGCCUCCUCGGCUCAAAGACUCUCUCGGCGCGCGACCUUGACCGCGCGGACGAGGCGCUGACGGCACACGACUCGAUCGGCCACAACGGUCACUGAGCGUGGAAGCAGCCGCAAUGGAGCGCUCUCGCCUGCAGCUCGUCACGCAGCCGUGAUGUGUCGCGCGCGCACCGGCCGCCUUGUCUCUGUCGUCCCCUCCUCUCUUGAUAUCAGACUGUCCCGACGUCCUCUCGAACGUAUGCGCGACUCGGUCCUCGCUCCUUCCUCUCAAUCUUUCUCGUCUCUCGAGCGCGCGCACCCAUCGGUGCUUCGCUCCACACACUCCCUGCGUCUCGUCUCCCUCCACCUCUUGGACACACACACCCCCCCCUCGACUGUUCACAGCUCCCCCCAUCCACCUCUCUGCACUCGAAAUGCCCAAGCCCGCGACGUGGCC